AUGCGUCUGACGCUUGUUCUCGCAGCAUUAGCUGUAGCGGUGGUGGCACUGCCCUCCAAACUUCGAACGGAUCUACCAGAGCCAGGACAACUGGCUUUUGUUCUUAACGAAGAUGAGUUUGAAGACUACCUCGAUGCCUAUCUCGCUCUUCAACAAUCUGAAAUGCUCGCCAAUCAAACCAGGAAUGAUUUCCGAAGCGGUUGCACAUUCCGAGUCAACGGUGAUCUUGGUCAGCCUCAACCUGUAUAUAUCCACAGAGGAAAUUAUUUAAGUCCAACUGGUAAUACAGGUCAGAUUCGUCUUAAUCGUGGGGAACAAGUUCUUAUCGCUUGCACAGGAUCCGGCCGUACGAUCCGUCACCCCAAUGUUGCUUCUAACCUUGCUGUCGGGACGGUCAGCUGUCAAAACAAUAAUCUCGUCACAGCCAAUUGGCUGCGUGGUAACAGUGCUUUCGGGCAACUCACAUGCUCUUCUCACGCUCACCAUGACGCUCAACAAACCAACACUAGAUGCUUCAAUAAUCACUUUGUUAUUCGUGUGGGAUUCAUCGUCAACAAUGUAUUUUAUCCUCUAUACUGGUCCUGCUUUGACCGCAACCGCUUAGAGGUUCUAUAUGUAUGGUACCACCAAAACCCACCUAAUUCCGUAUUCCAGUCUCGCGUUGAUAGGCCUAGUUGGAUAGCUGGAAACUUCUUCCCCGGUGUAGCUGUUAACUCUGCCUAUACUCAAGUAUCUCAAAGAAACAUGAUCGCUGGAUUCGUGGGAAAUGCCCUCGCAGACAGAUAUAUAACGUCCACGCAGUUCUUAGCACGGGGUCAUCUUGCUGCUAAGACUGACUUUAUAUAUGCAACCGGUCAACGUGCUAGCUUCUACUUUAUUAACGCUGCUCCUCAAUGGCAGCCUUUCAACGCUGGAAACUGGAACCGGCUCGAGCAGAAUCUUCGUCGUAGAAUUGGACAGGCUGGAUAUCAUACCAUGGUCUACACUGGAACAUUCCGCGUAACACAACUUAGAAAUCAAAACAACCGACUUGUUGAUAUUUUCUUGCAUCGUGCAUCCAACGGCGCUCUUCAAAUUCCUGUACCACUUUAUUUCUACAAGGUGGUGCAUGACUCCUCUCGUCGCCUCGGUACCGCCUUUAUCAGUAUCAACAAUCCUUACUACACCCAAGCGGAGGCUCGCAAUCUGCAGUUCUGCACAGACCGUUGCCGCAAUAACAACGCAUUCAACUGGGUGGGGUGGCAACCUGAUCGCAUCGACCUCGGCUAUAGCUUCUGCUGUACCAUUGCUGAUUUCCGAAGAACUAUUCCGCACCUUCCAGCUUUCAAUGUUAACGGACUUCUGACAGUUAUUUCCUGGCACAUAGAACUUCCGGAGCCAAGCCGUUUCGCAUUUGAUCUCAAUGAAGACGAUUUUGAAGACUAUCUGGACUCGUGGUUAGAAAUAGAAGAAAGAAAGUGGCAAAUUAAUGACAGGGCUACUUCUGCAACAGGCUGCGCAUUUAGAGUCAAUGGGGAUCUUGGCGAACCCCAGCCGGUGUAUCUCCGAGGUAGCAAUUACAUAAUUCCAACAGGAACAACAGGUCAGAUCCAUCUGAGUGUUGGAGAACAAAUAUUUGUCACAUGUACAGGGACUAAAAGAGUUAUUCAACAUCCUAACGUUACUUCGUCAACUAGCUCUGGUUUCGCCACUUGCGUCAGCAAUACGCUAGUUUCUGGUAACGACUGGUUUCAUGGCCACAGUGAAUUUAGAAACAUCACAUGCUCAGGUCAUUCACGGUAUGAAGCUCAGGCUACAUCGGAAACAUGCUAUGGAAAUAAUACCGUUAUCAGGGUUGGUUUCGUUAUAAACAAUUUUUUCUAUCCAUUGUACUGGUCAUGCUUUGACCAGAACCGCCUGGAGGUUUUAUAUGCGUGGUACGAGCAGAAUCCCCCAAAUGCAGUUCACCAAACAGGAGUUACCAGACCUAGCUGGUUAGCUGGAGGUUUUUUCCCUGGGGUCUCCGUCAAUACAAUGUACACGCAAGCUCAACAAAAAACUACACUAGCGUCCCUCGUGGGUACAGAACUUGCUGGCAAAUACAUUACAAAUUCACAACACAUGGCCCGUGGCCACCUCGCCGCGAAAACUGACUUCAUUUUUGCUACUGGUCAGCGAGCCACGUUUUUUUUCAUCAAUGUCGCCCCUCAAUGGCAACCAUUUAAUGCGGGUAACUGGAAUUCGCUUGAACAGAAACUCCGUGCACGCAUUGGUGAAGCAGGAUAUAACACUACUGUUUACACGGGAACCUUCGGCGUAACCCAACUACGGGACCAAAAUAACCAACUUGUUGAUAUUUACCUUUACCGAGACACUAACAAUAACCCUCAGAUACCUGUUCCGUUGUACUUUUACAAAGUUGUGUAUGAGCCUGUCCUACAAAAGGGCACAGCUUUUGUGGCGAUAAACAACCCGUACUACACUGAAACUGAAGUACGCACCUUGCAAUUCUGCACUGACCACUGCCGCAACAACACCGCGUUCAACUGGAUUGGCUGGCAACCAGAUCGAAUCGACAUCGGGUACAGCUUCUGCUGUACCAUCGAAGACUUCAGACGGGCUGUGCCGCAUUUGCCAGACUUUAAUGUUACCGGGCUUUUGUACUGACAUUUUAAAGUUUUCAAAUCACAAAAAAAUCAA
Bombyx mandarina (wild silkworm) is the source of this 2679-nucleotide messenger RNA. It is a transcript of the gene Nuc, whose product is annotated as alkaline nuclease. NCBI's taxonomy places the organism in Eukaryota, Metazoa, Arthropoda, Insecta, Lepidoptera, Bombycidae. Gene Ontology annotation, biological process: apoptotic DNA fragmentation. Gene Ontology annotation, molecular function: single-stranded DNA endonuclease activity; RNA endonuclease activity; metal ion binding. Gene Ontology annotation, cellular component: mitochondrial inner membrane; nucleus. The record is from RefSeq and is a predicted model, not a curated record.